GAAGAAAGAAUAUAUUGUCAUAACAGCCCUUGUAGUGAGCAUAACAAUUUCUAGCCAUUUUCACCAUGGCUGUUCUCUCUGCAAGUUCUAAGAGAGUAUGUGUAGUGGGUGCCUCCACUUAUGUGGGAAUCUGGAUUGUUAAAGGACUUCUCCUUAGGGGUUACACAGUGCAUGCAGCAACAUUUCAACAUGGAGGAGGAGAAUCAGAGACAGCAAGAAAGUUGAUUGAAAUGGGUAGAGGUAAUGAAGGAUUGAAAUUAUUUGCAGCAGAUGUGUUGGACUAUCAUAGUAUUGUAGAUGCUCUUGAAGGCUGCUGUGGUCUCUUCUAUGCAUUUGAUCAGAUUCAAAAUGCAUCUGGAUAUGAUGAGAGGAUGGUGAAAGUUGAAGUUAGAGGAGCUCACAAUGUGUUGGAAGCAUGUGCUCAGACAGAGACCAUCAAGAAAGUAGUCUUCACUUCCUGUUUAUCUGCUGUCAUCUGGAGAGGGGAUAAAAAAUCCACUGAAGAUCUUGAUGAAAGGUUUUGGAGUGAUGAAGGUUAUUGCAGAGAAAUAAAGUUGUGGUAUGCCUUGGCUAAAACACUGGCAGAGAAGGCAGCAUGGGCACUGGCUAUGGAUAGAGAACUAAACAUGGUAACCAUAAAUGCAGCUCUGAUUGUAGGACCUGGAUUUUCUACUCAUAAUUCAGCAUCUACUUUAGCAUAUCUCAAAGGAGCAGCACAGAUGUAUGAGGAUGGGGUGUUAGCAAGUGUGGAUGUGAGAUAUGUAGCAGAUGCUCAUAUCUGUGUAUUUGAAGAUCCAUCUUCCUAUGGAAGGCACAUUUGUUUCAAUCAGAUUGUUAACUGUGCACAACAUGCAGUAGAUCUUGCUAAAAGUUUAAGACCACUUGUGACAUUACCAGAGAGUUGGGAGGACUCAAGGGUGUAUCCUCAACGUUUAAGUAAUAUAAAAUUGAGCAAGUUGAUGGUGGGCAUUGAAUGCCAGACCAUGAAGUUGGAUGGGAGCCAAUUUUGAUGCUUUGGUAUGCAUAAAUGUUUAAUUUUAAUUGAAUAUGGCUUGCUUAGUGCAAUAUAUAAAGUCAAAUAUUGCAAAUUUUGGCAAGGAUGUAAAUCUUAACAAGGUAAUUUGUUAGGCCAAAGUCACCUCCAUAUGGAUUGGAAAUGUCUCCACAUUAUGAAGUCAAAUCAGAGAUACUGAUAAAUGAUUAAACUUAUAUGAAGAUGGCUAUCUUAUUUACUCUAAUGUGGCUAGCAUGAGGUUAAAUCAGA
Molecule: messenger RNA, 1264 nt
Organism: Cryptomeria japonica (Japanese cedar)
Lineage: Eukaryota; Viridiplantae; Streptophyta; Pinopsida; Cupressales; Cupressaceae
Product: cinnamoyl-CoA reductase-like SNL6
Exons: 6
Coding region: 66-1010 (314 amino acids)
Biological process (GO): steroid biosynthetic process
Molecular function (GO): 3-beta-hydroxy-Delta5-steroid dehydrogenase (NAD+) activity
Source: RefSeq, a predicted model, not a curated record